GAGUCAAGUCAGCUGAGGGAGGAACUCCGGCAACAGAAAGUCAACCAGGAAACCGACCCACCGCCCCGGUGAGACGGCCCAACGGCGGUAGUAACAAUAGCAAUCACACAUUAAUCAGUACGGGAUUUUAUAGUUGGUGUUCAGGUUGAUACAAAGCAGCGACAUGGCUUCCCUUUUCAAGAAGAAGACUGUCGAUGACAUAAUCAAGGAACAGUCAAAGGAGCUGCGUGGCACCCAGAGACAGAUCACCAGAGACAGAGCAGCGCUGGAGAAACAAGAGAAACAAAUGGAGGCAGAAAUCAAGAAAAUGGCCAAGAGUGGUAACAAGGAGGCGUGCAAGAUCCUCGCCAAGCAGUUAGUCCAGCUGAGGAAGCAGAAGAACCGCACAUACGCUGUCAGCUCCAAAGUCACCUCCAUGUCUACACAGACAAAGAUGAUGAACUCCCAAAUGAAGAUGGCUGGUGCCAUGUCCACCACAGCCAAGACAAUGCAAGCAGUGAAUAAAAAGAUGGACCCACAGAAGACCCUGAAGACAAUGCAGGACUUCCAGAAAGAGAACAUGAAGAUGGGCAUGACUGAGGACAUGAUCAAUGACACUUUGGAUGACAUCUUCGAUGAGUCUGGGGAUGAAGAGGAAUCUCAGGACAUUGUCAACCAGGUUCUGGAUGAGAUCGGCAUCGAGAUCUCAGGAAAGAUGGUGAGAGCUCCAGCUGCAGGAAAGAGUCUCCCUACCGCAUCCACCUCCAAACAAGCGACCAUCUCUGACGACGAGAUCGAGAGACAGCUCCGAGCUCUGGGAGUGGACUAAAUGUCUUCUUUGUAUUAAUGUUCGCAUUAUAAACCUGUGCGACAUUAAUACUGAUUGAUACAGACUCUUUUAGACACAUUGUUCAAAUGCUACAGGUGUAACAAAGGGUGCACACAAACACAACACACACACAUACAUUAAGACAUUUGAAGGCACACAGGCAGUCAAAUCAUAUUAACAUACAUAUUCACAUGUUCAGCAGGUCAUUAGGGCAGAACAUCUGAUCUAUUUAUGCGAAAAUAAUAUUUAUUAUGACACUGAAGUGGCCGCAGCCUGAAGGUGGACCAGUAAUAGAUUCUUGACCUAAAGAGCUCUGAACCACCUACACUGUUGUUUACCACCCAUCUCUGUCUUAAUAAGGGCUACAGUAAAUGUGACCUUGGAACUGUCUUUUUCCCAUCUGAUGUUCUGGCAAAACUUGAGCUAGUCAUAUAAUCUGUCAGCUUUUAUGUGACUGAAGAUGGAUGUUUUUUUUUUUUUCUCCAACAAGUUUUUAAUGAGUAAAACAUGGUAAUUAAAAAGUGCUUAGGGGUUGUCAGUAACCAGAUGGAACUUCUAUUUUUCUUGCUCUCACUACCUGCUGUCAUUGUUGCCACUGGUUCAUUUAACACCCAUCUGAUUCAGUUCCUCUGAGGCAAACUGUUUGUCUACUACUAAGUAAAUGUUUUCCAUUGUCAUGUGGGUAAAAUAUCCCAGGGGUUACUGUACCAUACGAGUGAAAGAGAAACAAAUUUCACUGUCAAAACACAAAUGAAGCAAGUGGUCAACUAGCUAAUUAUCAUGUUAUUUUUUUUAUAAUCCUUAGGUACGCUACAAUAGAUACUGGAGAUGAUAUAACUCAGACAAACAUAUGCAUGUGAAAUAUGUAACUUGACAUUGAUGCCUUCGGGCUAGGGUAAGGCCUUCACUUUUCUUCAGAAUAAUGCAUGAAAUGGCGAGAUGGCAUUUAAUUAGCGCCAUUAAAGCUAAAAAGAUUAGGUGAGAAAACUCAAUCAAACACAAAUUAGGACUAAUGAAAAGACGGGCAUAUCAAAGAGUUUUGAAUCAAUUGGUUGAUGCUACUAAGUAAUCAAAUGAGUUGUUUUUUUUCUUUGGAUUCUUGGUUGGUGUUUGCUAUCUGAUUGUGUAUCGUAUAUUGGACAUGGGAUUUCCAGUGAUUGUUGGACUACACUGGUCCUGCAGUCCCUCUUCUCUUUCAGCUGCUGUGCAGUUACUGUAAUUAGUUUUUUUUAAGCUGCCUCACUCACAGACAUAUACACACACACACACACACACACACACACACACACACACACACACACACACACACACACACACACACACACACACACUACAGCAACAAAGUGAUGGAAGUGAUGUUUGCUAAAAAAAAAAAACCACUGUGAUCCAAGAGACGUUUUCUCUUAUUCAGAGCUCUCAAGCUGAUUCUUCUACACAGUGAUUUAUUCAUGUCAGCCAGCUUCAUGAGAGUGACAGAGACAUAAUACUGAGUCUUUGUUUUUCUCUCUCUCUCUGGCCUUUUGUUCCCAUAUUGAUUCCCAUUGCCAAAACAAAUUGAAAAUGUUUUCAUUCUUGCAUGUAUCUGACAUGUUCAAUACUUACUUCAUGGGAUUUUUGUAAAUCAUUCUUUCCUCUUUUAACAGUCUAUUGUGAUUGUUAGCGGAAACAAUGUUUUAACAGAUUUUGACAUUGUUUGAGUGCAGUUCCAUUGUUAGGAUUUCCACACUUUAUACAAAGGUGUAUGUGUACUCCUCUUCUUUUCUUUAGUCAUUACAGUGACUCUGUAAAGGGUUAGUGGCUUUUAUAAGGAAUAAAGUUUCUUCAGGUAUA
Molecule: messenger RNA, 2638 nt
Organism: Dicentrarchus labrax (European seabass)
Lineage: Eukaryota; Metazoa; Chordata; Actinopteri; Moronidae
Gene: chmp2ba
Product: charged multivesicular body protein 2Ba
Exons: 6
Coding region: 164-808 (214 amino acids)
Biological process (GO): protein transport; endosome transport via multivesicular body sorting pathway; late endosome to vacuole transport
Cellular component (GO): multivesicular body; ESCRT III complex
Source: RefSeq, a predicted model, not a curated record